CUACUCAGAGUCUGAGUAUUCAGUUCAGUUGUCAGUCGACUGGCUGUAGUCUGGGAGAUCGAUAACUUAGUUGUGCACUAUUAAGAUACCAUAACACAGCUCUUGUGUGUAAGAGCGUCAUCAAGCAACAGAGUUACUUCACAUCACGCAACAAGACCCAACACGUGGAGCCUGGGGUACUACCUCAUGAGGAGCCUGGCGGGACUAUAGGCACACAGCACUGACUGACACUGACGCCCUGCUUGACACCGUCUUCUGCUUGUGACUGGUACUGACGCUCUGACACUCGCUCUGUGUUAGGGUGUGGCACUAUAAUCCCCAGGAUGGAAGGCACGUGCAACCUGCAGUGCUGGUGUCAUGUACCGACUCGCGGGCGGAGUAAGCCUCCGUGCUACCUGUGUGUGCUGCAGGAGUGUUGCCUCUCCUGUAGAUCAGAGAGCUUUCCCUCAACCCUGCCCUCAGCCCCGCCCCUGCCGCUUGAGAUGCUCCAUCAAGAUCCUGCUCCAUCAUAUCAGGAAUCGGUGAAUACAGCCAGUGACGAGGGUUGUCCAGGGGGCGGCGGAGGACCAUACGAGUGGAGAACGAUCGUCGCGGCUCACGCUUCUGUUAAUUCAUUCUUGCCAAAUACACAAGAAGAAGAAGAAGAAGAAGACCCGAUGCCGAACACUGAGUCAGACGUCCACUUACAGUUCACAGAAGGCGCUGUAGGAGGACUAGUUGAUGAGGCCGGGCCUGACGCUCCCUCAGACCAUUGUGAUAUUGUAUCAUCAGGUAAUCAUGAAGCCGUGGAAGAUCGUCUCUCAGACCUGGAGUUUAGAGACAUUCCAGAGACACUAGUGAGACGGUUUCCUUCACGACUACGAACUAAUGGCUCUCGUGAUAUGUCUCCGGACGAAGGCAGUCAAACUAAGGAAUCAAAAAUGAAUGGUUCCUGUAAUAACGUUAGUCAACAAAGUACACUUGACUUAUCAGAGCUCAUAAAAAAUAUCGUUUUGGGAGCUGAUGAUAAUACUCAUCAGGAGUCUAUUACGAAUAGGGUGAAUUUUCCCAGCAGAUGGGGCAGUCAAGACCUAGCUUGUCACCGAGGAGCGUCGUGGCUGCACGGUGUUGAUCAUAGGUUCGAGGGGUCAAGGCAGAGCAGAAAUCGAACUAAUCGUAUGGGGUCGAGAUUACUCUCGGCUUCUGACGAGAUGGUGGACGUCAGACCUCGGUCAAACGAAUAUAUCAGCUCGGUUAUUAUGGAGAGGAAUUACAAAAGGAUCAAUAAAAUCAAUCGGAGAGAAUCUUCAUCAGAGGCGGCCAGAAGGUACCUACAGAACGUGCAGAACCAAGCCCGACGGUCAUCGUGGCACAGCAACACGCGGGGUGUGCCUGUCCCUCGUGACACAGUGGGGGAACUUCCAGGACAGACAGACCAGGCACCAACGCUCAUGGAAUCAGAGACGUGUGACAGAUAACAUUUACAUACAGCCCUUUCCUGGAGCUCUGCGUUUAUGCAAUGCGAAAAUCAUGUGAUAAUCAAAAUAUAUCUUCCACUUUUUGUAAUGCGUAUUUAUCCUUAUGUAGUCAUACCCAGCUAAUAAAAGCUCUUAUAUAUCGUGUUAA
Messenger RNA from Homarus americanus (American lobster), 1605 nucleotides. RefSeq lists its product as uncharacterized. Bases 324 to 1457 code for a protein of 377 amino acids. NCBI's taxonomy places the organism in Eukaryota, Metazoa, Arthropoda, Malacostraca, Decapoda, Nephropidae. The record is from RefSeq and is a predicted model, not a curated record. The transcript is spliced from 4 exons.